AGGAAAGUCAGAGUGGGACUGAUCCGCUCCUGUUUUUCUGAUGAGCCUCUUUGGUACUAUUCUGGAGGGCAGCGAGGGGAAGGGUGGUUUGGAGGAAACUAGGACAAGUCAGGAGUGGGACUCGUGGAUAUGGUUAGGUGCCCCUCAGCCGCCCACCCGCCAUAAUCUGAGCCCUGGGCAGCCGGCGUGCAGGGUGAAAGUUCCUGGACCAAAAAGCAACACACUUUUCGAGCAGGGGACGCGCAGCAAUCCACGGUGAAGGUGGAAGCAUCUGGGCUCCGCAGGAUCGCCUGCCCGGCCGGCGCCAAAGGGAGGGGAAAGCGCGAGAGAAAGCGGCGCCCCCGGAGUGGCGCUCCCGCCCAGGUGCAGCCGGGGAGGCGCGGGGCGGGGAGAGCGAGGGAGGGAGGCUGACAGCCGGCGGGAAGGAAGAGGCAGGCACGGCCGCCCUCCGGCCGGUGGCUUCUGGUUUUGCUUUCGUCGGCAGCUCGGAAACUUCUGGGCCGCCCGGUGGAUGGAGGAGCAGCCGGUAAGUUGGAGCGGCCGCGCUGCUUUUCUUCCCUGCCCUCCAGGACCCGGACUCGGGUCCGCCCAAGCGGCCAAACAGCCUUGGCGGGUUCUGCCCACCCCGCCGCCCAUCCUCGCAUCCGCUUCCCCGCCGUUUGGGCGCUCCCGGCCCUUCCUUGGAGACCCGUCGCCUUGCGCCAAGUGGGGCUUGGCGCAAGUAAAUGCGCGUUGCGAGACCCGGACGGGGAGCCCAGCCCUCGGGACCAGCCGGAGCUGGUUUCAAGCCUGCCGUCGCUUCGGGGUCCGGGUCUCGCCUGCUCCCUCCCUCCCCAAGUAGAUCCCGAUUCCCGGAAGCUCCGGGCGCGCUCAGCGGUUCGGCGGUUCCCCAGCCCCGACCUGGGGGGCUCCGGAGCGGCCGCCGCGUUAGACGUGCCGCGGACCCGGGGCAGACAAAAGAGCCCUUCUCCGGACUUGGCUGCCGCAAGAGGUGGCGGAGGUGGCUUUAAGACGGGAUCGGAAAACUCCUGGCUUCAUCAUUCCACCCGCAACUAUUAGCCACGCGGAAGCCGCGUGUUGACGCCGGGCUCGGGGGGAGCCGGGAGGGAGGCUGGGUCCUUCGUCUCCGCCCCUGGGCUUCUGCCUUAGUUUUGAUCUAGACCUGGGCAAGAGCACACUUCAAGAAAUAUUGAGAAGAGCUGGAGACUCGUCCAGGGAGGGAAGGUAGGAAGAACGCUCCGGGUUAUAUUCCUUGUGGGGGAGAAAAUGGGGCGCACAAGGCAAAACGACGUGCCCAAGUCUGCUUAGCCAGGCAGUGCCAGCCCCACAAACAACUCGUAAGAGUCCCCCAGUUCUCAUUGCCCUGAGACAAUGUGGAAUCUGUUCAGCUCGGAGACUGUAGUAUCAUUGCUAGAGUGAGAACAGCGCUUUUUUAAAAAAGAAAAGUGUUUUGCUGGGUAUCAUUUUGGGGAAGUGGGACUCGUAGUGCUAUAGGGCAGGCAGGAUUACAUAUGUCCUGUGAGGCUGUUUUAACACAGAGGUGUAAACUGAAAGUAACCCAGAUUUCUUUCUUUUUAAAAAAAAACAACCACCAUAUUUUACCUAUAAAAAUAUACAGUGGUAUCUCGGGUUAAGUACUUAAUUCGUUCCAGAGGUCCGUUCUUAACCUGAAACUGUUCUUAACCUGAAGCACCACUUUAGCUAAUGGGACCUCCCGCUGCUGCCACGCCGCCGGAGCACAAUUUCUGUUCUCAUCCUGAUGCAAAGUUCUUAACCUGAGGUACUAUUUCUGGGUUAGUGGAGUCUGUAACCUGAAGCGUAUGUAACCCGAGGUACCACUGUAUAAUGAGAAAGAGGUUAUGUGCCUUGUUCUCUCCCAUGAUAAGAAGGUGGCCACAGGCUUUAAUGCCAGGGGUUUCAAAUAGUGAGCAUGAUGGCCCAGAAUUUUUCACAAGGGAAAAUGUUGUUGUGGAAGGUAGAUGAUGCUCUUGCUGUGGUGUGUUCAUGAAACAAAAAGGACCAGACUUCACUAGCAAAACGACACAUAUUUCACUUGCAUUGGCUUCCUAGAAUUCCACACUGCUUUUCCACCGCUGGUGCUCAGAUAGGUUAUUCAUCCCCAACAUGCCCAAAACUUGCAUACCUCAGUAUUCGCUCACACUUUGGCACAGGAACAGUGCAAGAAAUGAAGAAACGCAUGACUUAACCAUAGGGAUGGGCGACUGGAAGUCACAGGGGCCAAGUCUGGAUCCCAGAGAUUGUCUCUUUUAUUACUCACCUGCAGUCUAUAGGCACAUUAGGCCAAUUUCUCCCAAGCUGAGACACAAGCCAGAGGCUCUUUAACCCCUCCCUAUCCAGUGUGAACAGCAAAGGAGGCCAGUUUGGCAGAGCUUCCCUUACUGGGCACCUGUCCUCCAGCUAAGGUGCAGUGAAUGAUAUUGAGCAAGUGGCAGCCAAGCUGCAUGUGAGUGACGCAAGGAAUCUGUGGCUUCCUCUUCGGAUAUCUAUUCUGAAAUCAGAAUCAGGUCUGAUUUUGGUUGGGGUAGCCACCUUUUCCCUUGCAUAAUUUUCCGGAUGGAAAUAGUAUCGUCCUGCAGCCAUCCAUUUGCGAACUUCUGAAGUUGCUAGUAGCUUCAGUAGAGGGGGAAAGACAGACAAAAUGCAGGUGCCGUUUACCCACUGGUGGAGCUAAGAACAGCUUCAUAUGCGGGUGUUUGAUUGGGGCAGGUAAAGAAUGUGCACUACCUCCAAGCAAUUCAGGAACUUGCAGGUGGAACGCUGGGAGUUGCAGUCAUGGAUAACCUAUGUCCUGUGUAGUCUGGCCCUGAGGUGCUUCAAGAAAGGGUCCUUUUCACACUAACAGGGUAGGGGGCUAAAAGGUCCCUUGCCUUUGUUUUGCCUUUGUCAGACAAUACUGUUGGCUCUUCAGCUCUUGCUCGGGGUUAGGGGGUGAUCGUUGUGACUAGCCUGGGCCCCCUGGAACACUUGUGGUGAGUUCCAGAUUUAUAUGUACAGGGAGGGGGGAAAGUAUUUGAUCCCCUGCUAAAUUUGCCCGUUUGCCCUCUGACGAAGAAAUGACCAGUCCAUAAUUGUAAUGGUAGGUUUAUUGUAGCUGUGAGAGACAGAAUAACAGCAGGAAAACCCCCAGAAACCCAGAAGACAAAAGCCAGAGAUUAAUGUGCAUUAUAAUGAGUGAAAUAAGUAUUUGAUCCCUUUGCAAAAGAUGACUUAGUACACAUCUCAGGAGGUAUUUUGUCCCACUCCUCUUUGCAGAUCCUCUCCAAGUCAGUAAGAUUUCAAGGCUGAUGUGUAGCUACUCGAACCUUCAGCUCCCUCCACAGAUUUUCGAUGGGAUUAAGGUCUGGAGACUGGCUAGGCCACUCCAGGACCUUAAUGUGCUUCUUCUUGAGCCACUCCUUUGUUGCCUUGGCUGUGUGUUUUGGGUUAUUGUCGUGCUGGAAUACCCAUCCUCGACCCAUUUUCAAUGCCCUGGCUGAGGGAAGGAGGUGCUCACCCAAGAUUUGACGAUACAUGGUCCCAUCCAUCGUCCCUUCGAUGCGGUGAAGGUGUCCUGUCCCCAUAGCAGAAAAACGCCCCCAAAGCAUAAUAUGUCCCCCUCCAUGUUGGACAGUGGAGAUGGUGUUCUUGUGGUUAUAGACAGCAUUCCUCCUCCAAACGCGGCAAGUUGAGUUGAUGCCAAAGAGCUCGAUUUUGGUCUCAUCUAACCACAACACUUUCACCCAGUUCUCCUCUGGGUCAUUCAGAUGUGCAUUGACAAAGUGCAGACGGGCCUGUACAUGUGCUGUCUUGAGCAAGGGGACCUUGCAGGCUCUGCAAGAUCUCAGUCCUUCACAGCGUAGUGUGUUACCAACUGUUUUCAUGGUGAUUAUGGUCUCAGCUUCCCUGAGAUCAUCGACAAGUUCUCAGCUGCUUCAUCACCAUUCUCCUGAUCAUUGCAACUCCACAAGAUGAGAUCUUGCAUGGAGCCCCAGACCGAGGGAGGUUGACAGUUAUUUUGUGUUUCUUCCAUUUGAAAAUUAUUGCACCAAUUAUUUGUCACCUCACCAAGCUGCUUGGCAAUAGUCUUGUAACCCAGUCCAGCCUUGUGCUGGUCUACAAUCUUGUCCCUGACAUCCUUGGACAGCUCUUUGGUCUUGGUCAUGGUGGCUACUUUGGAAUCUGCUGGAUUGAUUGCUUCUGUUGACAGGUGUCUUUUGUACAGGUACUGUAAUGAGCUGGGAUUACAGGUAAGACCUCUCCCUUACAGGACGUGCUUCCAAUCUCAGCUCAUUACAUACAGUGAAGAUACUAGGUAGCCUGACAUCUGGCUGGUUUAUAGGGGAUCAAAUACUUAUUCCACUCAUUAUAAUGCACAUCAAUCUCUGACCUUUGUCUUCUGGGUUUCUGGGGGUUUUUCCUGUUGUUAUUCUGUCUCUCACAGCUACAAUAAACCUACCAUUACAAUUAUGGACUGGUCAUUUCUUCGUCAGAGGGCAAACGGGCAAAUUUAGCAGGGGAUCAAAUACUUUUUCCCCUCGCUGUAUGCCUCUCUAAGCAGGAGCCCUCCUAAGGCAGAGGAUGGGGGGCAUCAGAAGGCCCUGUUGUGGAGGCUGAGCCAGAGGGAAAGGGGAAGGAGCCAAAAACUGGAUUCUCUGAGCGGCCAAGUACUUGUCAGAGCUUCACCAUGUUGUUUAUGAACACUGUCACAUUUCUCCCUGGAGUUUAGAACAGGGGUCAGAGCAAAGAGCUCCGCUGAAGAAUGUUGCUGUCUAUCCUCAGGAAUUAGAAGCACGCUUGCCAAAAAGUUGCUUUAAUUUCCAAAUCUUUUAGAAGGGGUGGGGCGUACAGAUCCUGGGGGUUAGUUUAGUGAUUUUCUCUGGCCUCUGCACUUGCCUUUAACGCCCCCGCCCCUCAGACAGUUGACUUGAGAGCAAUGGUGCAUUUAGAAAACCUCUCUUUUGCAUGUUCCUGUGGUCACAUUGGCGGAAGGCGCACCUGCUAAGGGUAGGAGGCCCAGGUGGGCAAGGCAAGCCACAGGGCCUGGCAGGAUGGGUGAGGAGGGGCGGUCUCAAGAGACUUGCAGCAUCCACCAAGGUGGAGUACCAAAACCCAUCAGGCAUGUCCAGUAAGUUAAAUGCAAAUCUUGGCCACGUGAGUAGGAGAAAAAGGGUCCAGCUCUCAGGGCAACAGCCAACUUUAUUAGUACCAUUAAGUGACUGCUCCUUAAAUUCUCUGCACUGCACUGAAAUUCUGCAUUUCAAAGGGAGCUACAUUGCCUACAAAAUACAUCUUUAGUUGCAUCCCUUACAGUGCAAUGUUAUACACGUUUGGUGAGUUCCAUUGAGUUAAAUGGAGCUUACUCCCAGGUAAGUGAUUAUAGGAUUUCAGCUUAAGUCUUUAUUAAUUCAGUGAAUUGUUGUAGGGUAUUAGAUGAUAGGCAGAAAAGAAGGUGCCUUGAAUAAUGGCUGUCAAAUUACCACAGUUUGUGUGUAUUCUGUGAGGGACAAAAGCGAAAGCAAAUUCAGUGAGCACAACACAUUCUGCCUCUGUUUUGUUUUGUAAAAUGUGUGCGUCUGUGAUUCAGAUUUUCAUACAAUUUUUUACCAAGGAAAGAAAAACUAGACAAAUGGAUGAAAGUGAAACUCGAGGGACUCAAAGGCUGGAAUUAGUAGCCAUGGAGGAAUCAGACACAGCAGGAAACACUCAUGAGCAGCUCAGAUGGUUAUGGGAAGGAUUUUGACCAAGCCACUGUUGAUGCUCAAAAAGAGCUUUUGCCUGUAUCUUGGUUCACAUGGAGAUAAGUCAGUAUCACCCCUGAGUCAGAAGCGUGAUUGUUUCUCAUUAGUAGCUCUGUGGCACAUUUUUCUUACCUUACCUAGAGAAUCCUUUCCACGUUGACCUGCCUAUCAAGGAACCACUUACACAUGUGCCAUGAAAUCAUAGCUGUCAAGUUUUCCCUUUUCUUGCGAGGAAUCCUAUUCAGAAUAAGGGAAUUUCCCUUUAAAAAAGGGAAACGUUGACAGCUAUGCAUGAAAUCCCUGCAUGUUACUGAGGAUUCUGUGGCCUGUUCCACGGUUUUACCAUCAGUUUGCCCCUGUGAAGUAAAUUCACAACUCACCUGUAGCUGCCUAUUGCGGUUGGGGACGAUUAUUAGCGAUGGACAAGAUGCCGUUCAGGGAUCAGGCCUCCCAUCUUGUCAAUGAGCUCUUAAUAAUUGUCCGAACAAGCCUAGGGCUCCCAGGAAAGCCUUCUGUCUCAAUCAUCCAAAUGAUUAGGUGAGAAUCUCGGCAUUUGGUUUCCUAAAAAUACAUUUCCUGUUCUUAAUGUCUGAGAAACUAAAGAAACAUGAGCAUAUAUACAGGGAUUGGAAUAAAGGGGGUGGGAAUAAAACCUCCUGUGAUUUAUAUGAUGAAACUGUGUGGCUUCGUCGUUCGUACUUCUGUAUGCAGCCAGUUCAGAUGCUGCAAUAGACUCAAGUCUGCUGCAGUAGCAUCUGUGGUUAAAGUUAUUAAAAUUUUCUCAGUAAAAAAAAAAAUUAAAAAUGUUCAGUAGUACCUUAGAGACCAACUAAGUUUGUUCUGGGUAUAAGCUUUCGUAUGCAUGCACACUUCUUCAGAUACUUCAGAAAGCUUUUACUGUACCCAGAACAAACUUUUUUUUAAAAAAAAUUCCCACUGCGUCAGACCAACACAGCUACCUACCUAAAUUUUUCUCAGAUAAACGUUCUAUUUUCUGCACUUUGACCUUGAGCAUAUUUACUUAGAAAUGAGCCCUUUGAUUUUACACUGGGCUUGCUCCCUAAUAACUAUGUUUAGGAUUAAGAGAAUGCAAUGGGGAAUGCUGUGUGUGCGUGUGCGUGUGUGUGUGUGUGUGCAUGCGCAAGACACCUGCCUUCCUGCUGCAAUGCCUGUUGUUCCAGGGAGGGCGAGCAUCUCUCACCAGGCAGAGCCAGACACAUUUUCCUCCCAACAUCAGAGGUUUGUCAUUGCAGCCAAACUACUGUGCUAUGAAGACCCUUAUCCACAAGUGUUGUUUUUUCCUCUUGCCAGAAAUUUUUCCUCUUGCAAGCAGAAAUUCAGUUUGUAUUGCUGUCUUUCUGCUAAGUAGAUGCAGUGAUGGGGAGAAAGGAUACAUGUUGGAAUUGUCUUGCUUCUUUCGCAAAGAAAAAAGUGGUGACCAUAUGCUUAAUUCUAGAAAGCAAAGGAUUUGUUUUUCUCUCUAGAGGUUUAGCAUCCCAGGGAUCUGAACUCCCAAGAAAAGGAGCCCCGCUACUAGCCAUCUCGGAUCCCAGUCUGACACACACAUACCCCUGUCACACAUCAAAAUACAGACUGGCCAGUCACCUUGGUUGGCCUACUGGCACCCCUUGUUGUUUGUUAACCUCACAGGACCCAAAAACUAUGGUAAAUGGAAUGAGUCUGUGAUAUUUGCAAGCCGGACAUGAACCCUUUAAACAAACAUACACACACACACACAGACAGACAUAUAGUCUUGCUGCCCAAACAUCACUUCUUGAUCUCAGACAUUCUGCUGGCAACAUUGCUUCAUAUAACAAACAUCUCCAGGAAGGGUGGAGGUUUCACAAUUUUACAACAAUUCUUAAUCAUUUUCGCAUUCUUUAACUUUUUUGUAUUGGAAAGUGCAUGUAAACCUUUAUAGGCAAAAAAUAUGCUGUACUGGGGCCAGCUCUGUUGGAGGACAGAGCAGUCUGUGCAACAGACACACACACACACACACACACACACACACACACACACACACUGUAAAGGGAAGAUUCAGUCUCCAGUUCAGCUUCUGGAUUUGGAGUGGGGGAAGUGCCAGCUUUUCCUUUGCCUCAGGCAGCAAAAUGUCUUGGGUGAGCCUUCUUCACAUUGUUCUCUCCACUUGCUAUAGUGUGUGUUCUAUCUGUAGCAUUUGACCUGUACCAUAGAAGAUGUUGGACACAGAAAUUUACACUGUACUCCUAUGCAAACUAACCCAGGAGUAAGUCCAGCUGAAUUUACUGGUGCUUACUUCUGAGUAGACAUGCAUAGGAUUGUAUUGUCGGGAGAAGAAGCUUUUCCUAGCAUGAAUGUAAAUGGUGGGGGAAGCUUUAUCUGUCAGACUUACAUUUGCCAACUGCUGGUAAAGGAACAAUGGAGAAAAAAAGGCACCUCUGGAGGAGUUUUGUAAAAGAAAGUGGCUUGAGAGAGAUUUUGCUUUCCACAGGGAACACACACAUCUUCUUCUCCACUGACCAAACAGGUUUUGCAGGAUUUUGAAAGAAAAAAAAUAAAACCUACAAAACAUGUUUACCAGAAUCAAAAGUGUAAGAGGUGUGAGUACCACGAGCGGCAAUUCCUCUUUCAAACCAUUUUCAACUCACUGGAAACAUGCCUUCAUGUUUUUAAGAUAUUCCCUCAUUAUUAUGAACUUUAUCUUGCAUGCAAAGAAGCCAAAGAAGGGAAAGCACCAAUCACAGGAAAAUAAAAGAUAUAAAUAAUUAAAAGGGGAGAGAGAGAACAUUCUAAAUGUGCACAAAAAUAAAGAUUUUAUUGGCCCAAUGUAUUUUGAACUUAUUUUUCCCCGCACACUUUCUGUGCCCCAUCUCCUCCCUGUUUCUCCAUGUGUAGUAUAAUGUGACCUAGCAACUCUUGCACCAUUAAUCUCUAGUCAUGCCUACCAACCCACAGAAUGGGAGUAAAAAGUGUGAAGACUGCAGCUUUGAUGUAUUUCUGUGCUCUGCCACGCAGACUGGAGUUGAGUGUUAAAAGAGGAAACCUUCAGAGCAUUGCACGCCCUUCGCCUUUUCCUGUAACACACCCGGCUAAAAACCAUUCAGAGGGUUGCACACUGUAUGGAUUGAUUCUCUCCCCCCCCCCGCCAAUACCCUCAAAAAAACAAAUGAAAGAGCCUUUCAGGGUUAGAAGGCAAAAUAAAUUGGAAACAGACUGACGAAAGCUACCAUUUGCUAGCAUACAUGUCUGGAGCAGGUUGGUUUAUAGAGACAUGGUGCACCACACAGCCCUAAAAAUCAAGGAUAGCCAAUGUUGUAUCCUGUAGAUAUGUUGAACUCCAACUCCCAUCAGCCGCUGGCAGUAUGGCAGGAAUGAUGGGAAUUGUAGUCCAAAGCAACUGGAGGGCACUGCAUUUGCUACCCUUCUACAGAUAAGUGGUAAGGAAACCUGCCCCCAAAGAGCUGACAGUUCAAACAGAAAAAGGCAAACUGGAUGUUUAAAGUGAUCUGUUGAUUUUCUGCAACAUCUUUCCCCUUACUUUCCAUGCACAAGUUACAAUUUGCAUAAAUGAAUGAAUGAAUAAAAUAUGUAACUAGAACAAUGGGCAAUUAAUUCCUCCUGCUAAUCCUUUCCAUCGGUAAAGUGGUCAGGGAAGGACAGUUGUUCUGAGUUAUGUGCUUAUAUAGGUACUCACUGAGAGUUUCAGAAAAGGUGUGCUGGGUUGCUGUCCCAUCAAUUAACAGGUGUGCAUUGUUACCCUUGGUGCUGAGAGGGGCUAUCAAGUGUUGCUCAUACUAUGGAUAAUUAUGGAAGCCUCCCCUGCCAAAUUUCUUCCAAUAUUUUGGGAUUCUGAAUUACAGUGGUACCUUGGGUUAAGAACUUAAUUCGUCCUGGAGGUCCGUUCUUAACCUGAAACUGUGCUUAACCUGAAGACCACUUUAGCUAAUGGGGCCUCCCGCUGCUGCCGCCGCACGAUUUCUGUUCUCAUCCUGAAGCAAAGUACUUAACCCGAGGUACUAUUUCUGGGUUAGCAGAGUCUGUAACCUGAAGUGUCUGUAACCCGAGGUACCACUGUAUUGGAAUGUUUUACCAGCAGCACUGAUGACAUAGCAACGCACAUUUGCACACUUUUGGAAAGGCAGCAUAAAAAAUGAAAUGGAAGAUGGAGCAAGCUUGUUUUCUCCUGCUCUGGAGGGUAGGACUCGAACCAAUGGCUUCAAGUUACAAGAAAGGAGAUUCUGAAGAGGUGAGAGUUGUUCAGCAGUAGAACUUUCUCCCUCCAAAGGUGGUGGACUCUCCUUCCUUGGAGGUUUUUAAGCAGUGGCUGGAUGGAUAGCCAUCUGUCAUGGAUGCUUUUCUUGAGAUUCCUGCAUUGCAGGGGUUGGACUAGAUGACCCUUGGGGUCUCUUCCUGCUCUAUGAUUCUAUUAAAUAACUCAUUUGAUGGUAGGGCUUUUGGUUGGUUGGUUUGGCUUCCUCCUGCUACAAUGCUAGUAUACUUCAAUAGAAAGAAAAUGUGAUAAAAAUCAAUAUAUUACUAUAAUUAACAACAAUAAUGCAAACCUUAAAGGAUUAAGCAUUUCUUCUGGAAGAGAAAAAGUGGUGUCAUUUUCUUUUCUUUUCCUGAGUACAUGCAAAAUCAAUAAUGAACAUCCUGAAAUUCUCCUUUCUUAUUUUUUUACAUCAUAAAUGCCAGAAGGCAUACUCUUGCCUUUUCUUUUUUAUGUUGUUCAGGAGGCUGUUCUUGCUCCUCUGCCUGGAACAAUACAGCCUUGUUUUCGUCCAGGAGCUUUCAACUGUUUCAGACGUUCUCUUCCACCAACAGGACUCUGCUUGUGUUCACCCUUUUCGGAGGUCUAGUGGGAUUGUCUCCUCUUGUCCUUCUCUUCCUCUCUUUUACAAAAUAAUAAUUUCCUGCACACUUGGGGAGUCUUCCACCUUGUCUGAUGAUGAUCCGACUCCACUGCCACACUAGUUGGCACAAGAAACACCAUGUUUGCUAUUAGAACACGUUGGCAGGAUUGGUAAUAUAAACUGUAUAUGUUCGUUGGAAUUCCUCACUUUCUUGUUGAGUCUGCUCUCUCUCUGUGCAAACAGUUUGAUGCCAAGGAGGCUAUUCAAAGCUCUCUGUGCCCCUUUAGAUCUGGAAUUUCAUCUUGCAAGUUUCCAGUUUCUACCAUCUCUUUUGAAAAAUUCCCAGUGAGAAUUAUGCGCCACUCCUACCUAUUCUGUUUCUUUUUCCUCAUCAAACAUGCUGUGCCUGUACAGUUCGGCAGAUCAAGAAAGAAGAGGCACAUGGCAGGGAUUUCAUAGAACUAUGCAUUUUAUUCUGUUUUAUUUAUUGCUGCAGCAAUUAGGCCAAAUCUGAGCAGCAUUCUGCAAAUCAGACUAUUUCUAGCAGAAUGGAAGAGAUGAAAGAAUUAAAGAAGUGAACAAGGAUAAAGCUCAGACACCAGACUAAGCCAGGAUCUCCAUUCAACCAUCACCUUUUUAACACUAUGAAUUGUACCCCUCACCAGCUCUUUGCAAUCUAAUAUUUAUAGUUGAUUGAUAUUAAAAUGGGCCCUGGUGCCACGCACUGCUGUGCUUUGUUAAACAUUAACUGAAGGGAAAUCAGAAGGAAAAGCUAACAUAAUUGUUCUUCAUAUUCUCUUGGAAGGUUUUUGAAAAAUCCCCCUUCCAAGCGACAGUUGCAGUAGCUCAGCUGGUUAGACCGUGGUGCUGAUAACACCAAGGUCGCAGGUCCAGUCCCCAUAUGGGACAAUUGCACAUUCCUGCGUUGCAGGGGGUUGGACUAGAUGACCCUCAGGUUCCCUUCCAACUCUAAAGUUCUAUGAUUCUCUGUCCCCUGUUGACAAGAGAAAGGGAAGCCUCGUAAACCUGAAGUAAGGGCUGGGAUGCAUGUGUUUGAGGGCUGACACCUUCUGAUGGCGCUGAAGAGUCUAUUUAGGUCAGAGGAGAAGGAGGCUGUUGUGCUCCAGGGAAAGAAGACAUUAAGGAGAGAAUGGGGUUCCGUUCUUGGCUAUGCCUGAAACUUCCUGAGCAUCCUCAGGCAAGUCGCAUGGCUCUCUGCCAGGGUGUGAUGAGGCUCCCUUUGUCCAUUUAGAUAUUCAUGCAGCUCUCCAUGACCUCAAGUAACAUCAGAUUGCUUCCAAUUGCAGAACAGGGAGAUAACAUCUUAUAAGGCCAACCAAUAAAUAAAUCGGGCUCUCAGCUGACGCUGAUGUGGUUUCGAUUAGUUUGGUGAUACAGUAUAAUCCACCAACUAAAGCUGUUGUAAGAAGGAUUGAAAUAAGAAAACGUUGGCUCCAAGCAACAGAAAUUUAGUUAUGCCUAAAUCCUGUUGCUGUCAGUGGGGCAUUACCGGGCCGGCCCAACAAUGAGGCAAGGUGAGGCAACAGCUUCAGGCAGCAGAAUCCCAAUGUAGAUAUUUGUUCUUCUCGCCCCUUCUUGUGCCUAAUGUAGAUCUUCAGAGUGGGGUAGGAGAACUAAAAAUAACGCCAACAUAUUUCACAUCCGGCAACAAAUGUGCCCCUUGGGUUUCAGGUGGUACAUGGAAAGAUGAGUCUAAAAAUCCCAGGACACAAAUUUUCACAAUCCUCUAUGCUGGCUCAUUUACUGGAAGCAAUGUACCGUAUUUAGCAUUAACUCUGCAAAUGUGUGCUCAAUUCUGACCAAACUAAGCCUUCUGAUGCAUAUAUAUAUUAUCAUAAUGGAGUAUACACUUGCAAAGUUUAUGCUAAAUACAGGGCGUGAAAUUUUUUGUCCCGGGCUUUUUAAAGUCAUCUACCCAUGUACUAUCGGAAACCCAAGGGGCACAUUGGUUGCCAGAUGUGGGGGGAAAAUUGAGCUCUUCUAUCCGACACCAUUUUGUCAUUUGCCUCAGGUGCCAAAAUAUCUUGGUCUGGCCCAUGACUAACCUGAGUCCCAUUGGUGUCAGCGGGGCCUAAGGGAACCAAUGGCCAGAACCACUGAGCCUUGAGUUUAGUCCUGGAGAUUGAGGGGUAUAGGAGAAAAUAGUAGAAAAAUGAUACCGGAGAAAAGUAGUAUCAGAACUAAAUUACUAUAAUCAUUAAAAUGAAAGUCAGUACAAUUCAAUAUAAAGAUAUAAUUAAGUUGCUUAACAGUCUAGACCAGUCAUACAACAUAAUAUAAUUUCUUAACAGAGCUUCGUAGAAGAUUAGUCAUACAAGCAUGGUUUGUUGGUGUGCAUAUUUCCUGUUUUCCAUCAACAAAGAAGCCACACAGAUCACAUAACUUCAGAAAUGACCAGCAUUUCUUAACCCAACAGACAGGUUUCCCCCUCAACAAAGUUCUUAAAACACUGUUGUAGUGGAAAUGCAGAAGAAUUGUAAUUGAGGAGCUGUAGAUGGCCUUGUGCAAUUAAGCCUUCCAAAGCUGACUCCUGCUCCUAUUCUUGGAGAUGGCCCAGCGGUGGAUUGAUUGUUUUGCAGACUUAGAUCAUGGGACACUCUCUCUCUCUCUCUCUCCCAGGCCAGGUGACGGUAGCUGAGCAAUUAAGCCUCACCUCUGGAGCAGAUGAAAACCAGAGGGCUUGAGCCCCAGACCCUCUUGGGGUGUCAACACUGUGAGCCCCUCCAUUGUAGGCUCGGGUUGCAUAUAUGAUGUGUAAAUAAACCUCAACACCACAGUCUCUACUGUUUCUCAUUCUGAGAAAACCAGACCCUGGGUAAGUGCCUGGAACCCCUGGAAUCUCUUACUGCCUGGAGGUUAGGGUGGCAUGCAACAAUAUUUUGGCUGAAAUGAUAGUAACCAGUUUCUUAAAUUUGCAUCCAUACAGAUAGAUUAGCAUAUGCACGUUUUACGCAACUAUGUGUGGUCUUUUGCGGUGUUGCGGCUCCUCUUUUUCUCUUACUACUCCAAGCCUGGAAUAGGCCUUCUGCAUUGUGGCACAGCUUUAAGAUAAUAAAAGCAAGCAAGCCGAAGGCAAUGAAAGCAUAGAGGAAUAGAACAGACAGGCAAGUUAAUCAUCUCUGCAAGAAGGUUUUUAUUUAGCUGACACAAACAAAAGUCAGAAGCUGAAUCCUAUGGAAGUAAUUCUGUAGCAACUUAUCUUGCAGUGGUUUAUCUCUGCCAUAACAGUUAAGAUUUGAUUGACUGCAGUUCAAUCUUAAAUGAGAAACCCAAAUUAAAGCUAAUUUUAAAAGGGCCAAAGCACCUUUAAAUUGAGAAGAGCCCCAAGCAAACUUAGCAACAGGAAAAGUUACUUUAGGCUGCAAUUCUAUGCAUACUUACCUGGGAGUAAGCUUCAUUGAACUCUGUGUGACUUAGUUCUAAGUAGACAUCUAGAAGAGUGUACCUUCAGUACGUCUUGUGUGAAUUAACUUUACUGGCUAAGGCUUCAGUUUCUUUAAAGUUCUAUUUUAAGUUCAGUAUAAAACCAGGCAGUAGGUUCAGCAAUGUGCUAAUUUCACCAAGCUAAGCUGCCAAGGAAGUCCCACGUGGUCACAUUUGACUUCUAAAGAAAACAUCUAAAAAUUAGGGGAAAGUUUAAAAAGGAAGUGGAGAGUCAAGAGGGUCAUAUCUCUCCAAAACAGUGAUUGCUUAAAACAAAAAUAGUGGAAACUCAGCUUAUUUACCCACUUGUGUAUUGGCUGUGCUUGACUGCUUUACACCAAAGCAAAGCAUUGGGUUGGACAUGAUGCUCAUGUACCUUGUAUGGUGUGGUGCAUCCUGGUGGUGUGGAUGUUUCAUUUUGAGAAGCUCGACACUUACUUUAGAUAUAUUGCUCAGGUGUUGUUUCUGAAUUGUUUGGCACAAGAAACAUUUGCAUUGAAAUUUUGUCUCUGUUCAUCCUUUUACCACCUUAUCUAUCUUAGACUAGCCUUCCAUGAAGGUAUUGCUGUGUAGGCAGUCUUGCCGUAGUGCAAAUGUGCAUGUAUUUACAUACAUACUGCUGGAAUCAGAUAGGAAAAGCCUAUGCCUAAUAAAGGAUUAUAUUUAAAAAAUACUUGUUCAAUAGGAGGAUGCUAAGCACCUAGCUGCCUAAUUUAAGGUUACCAGAUUUUUUUCAAUGAAUCCAGGGACACUUUUCAACUUCAGUGGAUUUUGUAUGGGGACUGAUUUGUAAAUCCGGGGACUGUCCCUGGGAAACGGGGACGUCUGGUAACCUUAGCCUAAUUCCUCCCUCCCUCUUUGCUACUGCAGCUGCAGAAUGAACUCUGCUAACAGUCCUUUCAGAGAACCCGACAUGUUGGCAGUGUGAUCUGUGGUAGGAAGUGGGGGAGGAGACAGAAAGCCAUGACACACACACACCCCGCACCCAAAGCACCCACAUGCCUAGUGUUUGUACUGGAGAUGAGAAUCAGACCUAUCUAUUCACGGCCUAUUCCAUUGUAGAAAUUCAUUGAUAUGCUGUGGCUAUAGCAAAAACCAGACGUGUGUUUAGAAACAGGAGUCAUAUGAAAAGUUGCAAAACUUCACAAGCUUUGAUGAUAAGAGCUGGGGCAACAGUUGUCCUGGAAGCCCAAGAGAAAGUGACUAAGCCUGAGCCAAGGGUCACAGGAAGUGCAAAUAAAAUACCAAAGAGAUUUGCCCCCUUGACAUCCUCUGAUGUCAUCUGUUGGUGCUCCUGCUGCUGUUUUCCCCUAGGGCUGUUCCUCACAGCAUUGUCAGGCUCUGUGUGGCCCAUGAUAGCCUUCAACAGCAAGUCAGAAUCAGUCUGGGAGGUGUGGGGGGUGCAGAUGUAUAUAAUUUGAACACUGAACUUUUUGAUGAGCACCCAUUGCAGAUUUUGCUUAAAUGUACAAUCUUCUCUUCUAGAUCAAACUUGGUUCUGUAUGUUUACUGCAGAAGACACCUGUGCACUGCGCUGAUUGGCUUGGAAGCCUCUGUUGGCACCCCUCCUUCACCCCUCCACUCCUCCCUGAAGCAAUUUCUCAAGGUAUUUGGAUUUUAUACUGCCUUUUAAAGGGAAAGGGAAAGAGAAAAAGAGGGAGGCCCAAAUACACAAGUCCAUUCAGCCCUUUGAAAACAAAACAAGUCACACUGCCUGCCUGAAUCAGGAUUUGAUCCAUCAGUUUGAUUCAUGGUGAAUUUGAAAGGUGUGAGAAGCUAGCUUCAAAAUGGGGGGGUUAACUACAGUUAUACCUACAUGUGGUAAAUCACCACCCUAAAAAUAUAAAGCAGUAUAGAACUGGAAUGAACAAUAAAAUAAUAAUGAUGAAAAGCAGGUGGCAUUUCACCUUUUGUGAGAGGAGGUGAAACCUGCCAGCACUCCUGCUACUUCCAAAUGCCUUUUUUAAAAUGUCACAUCACAAGAGCUGUUGUAAUAUUGUUGGGACAUUGACAGUGGGGCAUAGCUGUCUCCAGUGGCAGUUGCCAUUUUCCCACCCCAGCUGUUGCUUGGACAAUAGCAUAGUGCCAUUCCAGAUUAUUGGGGGGGUGACUCCCCUCACCUCCCCCCCCCCUCCUGAAAUUUGGCUCCUACUUUUGAAAAGCAAAAGGAAAGGGGGAAGGAGUGUCAUCCCUCCUGUUUAGGCCAGGCUUCUGCCAGUUCCAAAGUUCAGCCCCAGCUUAUACAAAUCUUCAGUUACUGGCCUGCACAAAAUGCCUGCUUUAAACCUUUGCCCCCCACCCAGAUGUCAUUCAGCUACAGCUCCCGCCCUCCCUAGUUAUGGGUCAAGGGUUAAUGGGAGUCCAACAUCUGAAGGCUCCACUGGGUGAUCUUGAGUCAGUCACUGUCUCCCAGCCAACCUACCUCACAGGGUUGUUGUGAGAAUAAAAUGAAAGCGGGAGAGCCAUAUAUGCCAGCUUGACUCUCUUAAAGCUGUGGUGUCAUAAUAGCCUUACCAGCAGAGGUCUUUGGCUAAUAUCUGAAGGGGAUACCCGACGGCAGCCUUGCUUUACCUUUCAUCUCCCACCUGCGCAGGGGCUGGUGAGAGGAAUCUGCACACGAGACCCAUGUGCUCUGGGCAGCAGACGGAGACCCAGCAGGCGAGGGGAGUGGUCUAACAUCCCACCCGCCCUUCCUCCAGCCAUGGAGCAGAUCAGUCAGUUUUUCCACUCGAUCUGGACUUUCAUCCUCUCCAAACACCAGGAGGGGGUCUACAACACCAUCUGCCUGGCUGUGCUUCUGGGGCUCCCCACCCUUGUGCUCCUGGUCGGCAUCUUUGUCUGUUGCCACUGCUGUUUCUGUGGCGGUCGGAGGAAGGACAGCAGUAGCUACAGCACGAGUGAGAAGAGAAGGAAGAAGAUGAGGAGGAGGAAGAAGGAAGAGGACCUGUGGAUUUCUGCACAGCCCAAAGCGCUCAUGCUGGAAAAGAGGCCAUCGCUGCUGGCCUAGAGAAAGGGAGGGAUGGACAGGAGCUUGUGUGUGUGUACACACACACACACACACACACACACACACACAUGCCUUCUGUUAAAUGUCUCACAUUGCACUUUGGGCCACAUAGCCUAAGACUGAGGACAAAUCAUGCUGGGUCCCUCCCCUUUAAGCACUGACCUUCAGCUGUUUCCUCCCUUUUCCUUUUUAUAAAGGUGUUUGGAUUGAAGAAGCUAUCUUGGCCCAUCACCGGGAUGAUCUGGGGAGUCUUCAGUUGGGCACACAUUUACAUGCACACUGAUGAUCACAAACAGGUGGCAUGAGCUAACAGCCAUGCCAGCAGACAUACUAGUCCAACGUGUACAUAACGACUUGCUUGAACAGACUUGCCAGCCCUUUUAGCAGUUAAGGAACAGGUAUCUGUGACUCUUAAACAAGCCUUGGACUGGCACUAGCAAACUAUGCCCUGACAAACUACCACAUGUACCAGCGCUGUCACCAUAUGCAUACCCACAGGGACAGAGGACUUCUUCGAUAGGUUUUAUAUGGGCACUGGCCUAGAUGGCUUUAAGAGGGGAUUAGUGGAGCGGGACAAGGCCAUCACUGGGGACCCAGGUUUAAGAAACUGGCCUAAGGGGAUCCUCUAGGUUUCAAGGGAGUGUAAGUCUUUGUACCACACACCGGGAGACAAAUAACAAGAGAAGGCGGCGACCUUAACACCCUACCUGUGGGCUUCCUGGAAGCACCUUGCUUCCUCACUGUUGGAAACGGAUGUGGAAUUGCAUGCACCUUCGCCCUGACAAAUGACAAGAGUCCCCUAACCCUGAUGACAGAUUUCACAAAUCCACAAUAUCUGCCCAAAAGGCUAUAAUUAGGGCUUUGUGUACUCCCUAUUGUUGCCACAGAAUUCCUUAUAACCAAGAAUCUCAACUCUUCAACAGGUUCUAGUUUCUAGCCCACAGUCUCACGAGUCUGGUUAAAUCUUAGGGAGGGGGCCUUGAGCAGGAUUUCUAGGCAGUGAGGUUCAGCGCCUCCGUCCCUCCCUUUUUUCUUUUUUUCUUCCUCAGCUAUAGAAGUGGUGUCUCCAUUUCUGUCUUCAUCCCAAAGCUUCCUUUUCUCUCUGAUCCUGGACAGAGUUUCUUUCCAGGUUCCACACAGCAGAUCAAAGCCUCCCUCAAGCCCAUAUCUAACUCCCUGGAGUUACUGACUGUCACCCUGUGUGUACUUACCUAGGAGCAAGCCCCUUUGAUACGGAGGGACUUGCUUCUGUGUAAACGUGAAUGGGGUAGAGCUAUGAAACUCAUUUCUUUGAGUGCCUCAUACCCAUCAGCAUAUCUAGGAAUUUGAGAGAAAUUUCAACUUGGGCCAACAUUUCAGGUCGUCUGUAGAUAGAAUGCUAAUGAAUUCCCUGACAAGGAAAUUGCUGGUAUAUUUUUAGAUACUCCUAGGAAGUCCACCUGCUGAUCUGCCCUAGGCUUAGGCAGUGGUGCAACUAACUGCCUUUCUUUCAUCAAUACUUGUCCUGUGCCUUGUUUUUGUAUAUGCAUUCUGAGAUUGCCCUUAUAUUGCACAGUUUAUGCACACAUAAAAAACAAAAAAAGCACCCAACCCAACAAGCCUUUUAUUUAAAAAAUAAAUUUAUUUAAAUGAAACUAAC
Molecule: messenger RNA, 18660 nt
Organism: Podarcis lilfordi (Lilford's wall lizard)
Lineage: Eukaryota; Metazoa; Chordata; Lepidosauria; Squamata; Lacertidae
Source: the annotation of a GenBank genome assembly